UACUCCCCUGGGAAUAGAGUAAACUCAGCUCAGAUACGCUGUGUGCUCUGCUGUCACAGUGUUUACAUAAACAUUUUUACGGCGCAACCUUGUCGUUUUUAGUAUAGGUUGGAUUUUAACGACAGAAAAACAAGGAAGUCAAUUCGUUUUUUAUCGAGCUUCAGUAUUGUCCAGUACAUAUAAUAUUGCACUCACGUUUAAUUGAAUAAAUACGAUUUUGAAAGAAAUGGAGGUGCUCCUCAACGAGGAUUUGGCAGCUUUGUCAGAUUUGGAUGAACAAAGUUUGUUCGAAUCCUUGAGUCAACGGUUCAGACAAGAUCGCAUCUAUACCUACAUUGGGGACAUCUUGGUGGCCAUAAAUCCUUUUAAAUACCUUCCUCUCUAUGAGAAAGAGGUAUCAGAGAGCUAUAAGUACCAUGAGAAGACCAAGCUACCUCCUCACAUAUUUGCUGUGGCAGACAGGGCCUACCAGUCCAUGCUGGGACGGUUAGCCACAGGACCCCGAAACCAAUGCAUUGUGAUCAGUGGGGAGAGUGGAGCAGGAAAGACGGAGAGCACCAAGCUGCUGCUCAGACAGAUCAUGGAGCUGUGCAGAGCCAACUCUCAGCUGGAGCAACAGAUAUUACAGGUGAAUCCUCUGCUGGAGGCCUUUGGCAAUGCCCAGACUGUGAUGAAUGACAACAGCAGUCGCUUCGGGAAGUAUAUUCAGCUGCGCUUCCACAACUCCUCAGUCAAAGGAGCUAAGAUCAACGAGUACCUCCUGGAGAAGUCUCGUGUGGUCCACCAGGAUGAGGGCGAGAGGAACUUCCAUAUCUUCUACUGCAUGCUGGCAGGCAUCUCCCCGGACGACAAAGACAUGUAUGGACUCCUGGACCCCACGCAGUACAGGUAUCUGAAUGGGCGGUACGGCUCAGAGGACAUAGUAAGGAAAUGGGGGGAGAAGUACAGUGAGGUGUGUAACGCCAUGGACAUGGUGGGAUUUGAGGAACAGGAGAAGGUAGACAUGAUGACUAUUCUAGCAGGGAUCCUUUCUCUGGGAAACAUCAUGUUUGAGCCCACAGAGACCGACGCUCUCAGGGUCACCGACAAGUCCAUGGGCUGGCUCAAAGCCACAGCCGGUCAGUUUGGGGUGCAGGAGGAGGAGUUGCUGAGGAGUCUGACCUGUACUCUGUCUGUGACGAGAGGAGAGGCCAUCCGCAGGCUGCACAACCAGCAGCAGGCUGAGGAUGCCAGGGACUCCAUCGCCAAAGUGGCUUAUGGGAGAGUAUUCGGCUGGAUCGUCAGUAAAGUUAACGAACUGCUGGCUCCCAACGUUGACUUUGACGUUGAGCUCAGUGAAAUAGGUAUCCUCGACAUCUUUGGGUUUGAGAAUUUUGCUGUUAACCGUUUUGAGCAGCUCUGCAUCAACCUGGCCAAUGAACAGCUGCAGUACUUCUUUAACCAUCACAUCUUUCUGAUGGAACAGAAUGAAUACAAGGAGGAGGGCAUCGAGUGGGAAUCCAUUUCCUUCAAAGACAACAAGCCUAUCCUGGACUUGUUCCUCACUAAACCCAUUGGAAUCCUUUCUCUCCUGGAUGAGCAGAGUGCCUUUCCCCAGGCAUCAGACAGAGACUUUGUGGACAAGUUGAACAGUAAAUUUAAAAGCAGCCCCCACUAUGAGGUGGUCCGUAGUCAUAGCCCCCUCUUUACCGUGGUUCACUAUGCUGGGAAGGUCCAGUAUAAUGGACUAGGCUUCCUAGAGAAGAACAGAGACACCAUCCCAGCCAGCAUCAGAAGCCUCUUCAUUAACAGUGUCACGCCCCUACUUAGUCUCCUCUUCGCAGCCACAAUCUCCAGAACAGGCACCUUGAUGCCACGCAAAGCCAAGCUCAUGCAAAAGGCAGAUGACAACUUUAACUCAACUAGGAAACAGUCGGUGGGGGCACAGUUUAAGCACUCUCUGGCUGUGCUGAUGGAGAAGAUGUUUGUUGCCAGUCCUCACUUUGUCCGCUGCAUCAAACCUAACGGCAGCAAGCUUCCUGAUCAGGUGGACAACAAAAUAGUCAUGGACCAGCUAAGAUACAACGGCCUGCUGGAAACCAUCAGGAUACGAAGAGAUGGCUUCUCCUGGCGACCGUCGUUCAAAGAAUUUGCUCAGAGGUACAACAUUCUGCUGAUCAAGCCAGAUUUACCACUAACCAAGGAAAGCUGCAUGUCCAUCCUCAACACUACUGAGAUACAUGGCUGGAAGUGUGGCUCGUCUCGUAUGUUCUUUAAGUAUUGGCACCAGGAGGAGUUGGCCAGGCUGCUAGAGAGACUUGGCAAGGCAGCACUUGUCAUCCAGAAAGACUACCGUUCACUGCGCUGCAGGAGGAAGUACCUGUCCCUGCUGGUGGAAGUGCACAGACAGAGGCAGGCCCAGAGAGAGAGGGUAGAGAGAGAAGCCAGGGAGGAGGAGGAGGAGAAGAGGAGGGAGCAGGAGCUGGAGGAGGAGAUGAGGCGACUGGACAUGGAGCAGGAGAACAAGAGGCCAUUCUCUCCACCCGUGCCCCUACCCAGGAAAAGGAAGCCACAGCCCCAGCCUCGCUCUAUCCUGCCCACUGCUACCCACCUGGCUCCUGUCCCACGGCCCCGCAGCAAACAGUUUGAGGCCACUCCCUUUGACAACCUGGAGGUGCAUAUUGAACUGGCUGAGCUGGUGGGCCAGGUAGGGGGAGAGGAGCGAGCCAGGGAGAGGAGCAAGAAGAGGAAGAACACCAUUCGCUGGUUCAAGGAGACGCAGGCCCGCAAGGUGGUCCACAAUGGAGCCUUCCCCUGCUGGUUCCAUGGCAUGAUUACACGCAGACAAGCAGAGGAUUUGAUGACGGACAAGCCUGUGGGCUGUUUUCUGAUUCGUGUGGGACAGAGCCGGGAGGGCUACACACUAACAUAUAAGGGGGCGAACCGCUGCAGGCACUUUAUGAUUGAGAUGCAGUCUAAUGGGAAGUAUGUGAUCCUGGGGGAGGAUAAGGCUCAUCCCUCCCUGCCUGAUCUGGUGCAACACCACAGCCAGGUGGGCAUCAAGCCCUUCAACGAGCUGCUCAGCACUCCUUGUGGACAGACAUGUAACCAGAACACAGACUACGAGGACUUGAAGGGCCUGGACCUCCUGGCUACAGCCAACCACGGGAGCCCCAAGUCUGGGGAGGAGGGCGAGUCAACCCCUGACCCCGUCCACCUGGAGCUCCAGCGGCUCUUCCUGCCCCCCGGGCAGAGCCCCAGCCUGGAGACCCAGAGACCACCUGUCCUCAGGCGGAUAUCUGACCGAAGACACCGGGCCGUGGCUGGAGGAGGGGAGGCCCGCGGAGGGAGGAGAGGGGAGAGAGGAGAGGGGGAAGAAGAGGAGGACGAGACUGACCACAAGAGCAGGUCAUUCCCCCGGUUGUAUCCUUCCAUCCGAUUGGCUAUGAGGGAGAUCCAGCAGAUCCAACAGAAUUUUCCAGAUGGCCAGGAUCAGAGCUCCUCUAUCCCUCACAGUACCACCAACCCGUCCUGGAGGAGGACCGAUUCAUAACCCAUGGGAUGGAGGGAGUUAAUGCUAUUUGUUGUUUUUCCCCAACUGAAUGAGUUAACUGGGCCUUAUUCUGUCUAAGCUUUAUCCAUGAACAAAUUGUAAGGAGAUACUUCCUUGUUUACUAGUAUUUUAUUUGUUAUGUUUUAUUUUGUAAUGAUUUUAAUUUAUGUGUGUUAAGGGGCUUUAUGUUUCUGAUUGUAUUGUUGUUUUAUGUUUAUUUAAAUGUAAAUUAUGCAGUGGGAAUGUUUACAUUCUGUGAUUUACUGAAUAUUGUUAUUUGUUUACAUUUUAGAUAUCUGGUUGUCAUGUUUUUUUUCUCUCCCCCCCAUCAUAAUAAAAUCUGCAUGAAAAUGCUUCAGUGUUAACACA
Salvelinus fontinalis (brook trout) is the source of this 3901-nucleotide messenger RNA. Its product is annotated as myosin-IIIb-like. The record is from RefSeq and is a predicted model, not a curated record. Gene Ontology annotation, molecular function: ATP binding; protein binding; cytoskeletal motor activity. Bases 227 to 3532 code for a protein of 1101 amino acids. NCBI's taxonomy places the organism in Eukaryota, Metazoa, Chordata, Actinopteri, Salmoniformes, Salmonidae. The transcript is spliced from 30 exons. Gene Ontology annotation, cellular component: myosin complex.